Molecule: messenger RNA, 1578 nt
Organism: Penicillium psychrosexuale
Lineage: Eukaryota; Fungi; Ascomycota; Eurotiomycetes; Eurotiales; Aspergillaceae
Exons: 2
Coding region: 1-1578 (525 amino acids)
Source: RefSeq, a predicted model, not a curated record
AUGCCUAUUCCAACACGUUCAUUUUCGCUGCGCGAUCCCCCACGACCUGCCACAAAACCCCCCACUCCACUACCCGGCACCGCUAGCCUGAGCAAGGACUCUGCUCGAGAGACGAAUAGCAAGAACCGCUCGCCAUCAAAUCCCUCGCCGGUCGAGGGUGUUGCUUUGAAAGACAAUGGACCCACUGCUCGAGGAAAAACCCUACUUCCUCAGCGCAGUAAUCUUGCCCUAGACAAUGGUCGUGGCACGGGACAUGGGCGCAUUCAGCCACCUAGCACCAAGCCGAAACCACGCGGGCACCCGUCACCAAUUAGACAGCCAGAGAUAUCGCCAGCUAGGAAACAAACACAGGCAGAUUCCACAGCAAUAAAGAUUGGGGUAGUGCCCAGCCGUCGUCAAAGCAUCAUGCGACCUGGUGCCUUGAAGGUGCCUUUAGCGAAGAUCACGGUCGCUUCGUCAAAGAGCUCGGCACAAUCAUUCGCGCCGCCCUCACCCCGCAAAGCUCCAGGAAGGCCAUCACCAGUUCAGCCUCAUACAAUCAGAAGCCCCUCUUCACCCAAGAAAACAGAGACGCUACCUCCACCACGUCCCACACGGUCCCUCUCUUUACGGCAACCUGUCAGCGCUAGCAAGGGACCACCCACAGCUGCCAAAACACAUGUUCGGCACAAGAGUCAGCUGGCACAGAAUACAAAACAAGCCGAAACAACCCCGGCAAUCGGCCAACGUGCACGAGCACACUCAACAUACCAACGGCCGUCGUCCCCUAAAAAAUCGUCCAAUCCUCCAACGCCUACCCCUGGAGCCGAACCUCAGCCUGGAAAUGUGCUUAUCCCUUCGCCGUGGCCGGAUAUCGCAGCACUACAAACAGAACUUCUUCAGCUCAGUCUUUUCUAUUCCAACUCACUACAAAGCCAAGCUGAAUGGAAGUCUGAUUCCGAGUCACGUCUGCGCAAAAAGUAUGACAGCGUCGCUAGCCAAUAUCGAUUGGUACUAGCAAAUGAAACGCAACAGCAGUGUCACCUGAAUGCACAGGCCCUACGGCUUUGGCUUUCUAAUUGUCGCGAACAUCGCGGUCCGCAUGAUUUCUCCGAGCAAAUUCAAAUUCUAUCACGGGUUUUACAGGAUGUCUCGGACAUGAUUGCUGGCAGUCGAGGUGCACAGUACUCUCGGGCUGUAAAGACCUUCGAAGACUGGCUCAACCAAGCGGAGCUUAUUCGCCAUAAACGUGGGUCGGGGUGCCUUGAUGUCGGCGCCUUUAUUGAUCCCCUGGGGCGAAGCUGGAAAGAAUCAUUGCAUGCUUUAAAUGUGAAGUUGGAACUCUGCGUACGCCAAUUACAAGUACUUGAUAUCCCGGGCUUGGGGGAAUUGGAGCGUCUAGAACAGUCUGCUCUUGCCAGAGUGGCCAGGAAUCUGGUUGAAUUGAUACAGCUUAUGAUGCAGGAGAUUCGUGCCAUGCAAACAUUGGAGACAGAAGUGGUGCGUUCAGAAAGAGAUUAUGUCGGCCUUCUUGCGACGCAGCUGGUAGGCUCUAUGAAGGAAACGAGGGCUCCCCAAGUCGGCGCAUGGAGGAGCUAG